Molecule: messenger RNA, 1926 nt
Organism: Gracilinanus agilis (Agile Gracile Mouse Opossum)
Lineage: Eukaryota; Metazoa; Chordata; Mammalia; Didelphimorphia; Didelphidae
Gene: MRE11
Product: MRE11 homolog, double strand break repair nuclease
Exons: 17
Coding region: 1-1890 (629 amino acids)
Biological process (GO): mitotic G2 DNA damage checkpoint signaling; telomere maintenance; mitotic intra-S DNA damage checkpoint signaling
Cellular component (GO): nucleus; Mre11 complex
Molecular function (GO): manganese ion binding; DNA endonuclease activity; 3'-5'-DNA exonuclease activity
Source: RefSeq, a predicted model, not a curated record
AUGAAUUCUGCAGAUACACUUGAUGAUGAAGAUACUUUUAAAAUUUUGGUUGCAACAGACAUUCAUCUUGGAUUUAUGGAGAAAGAUGCAGUCCGAGGAAAUGAUACGUUUGUAACCCUGGAUGAAAUUUUGAGACUUGCCCAGGAAAAUGAAGUGGAUUUUAUUUUGUUAGGUGGUGAUCUUUUUCAUGAAAACAAACCCUCAAGAAAAACAUUGCAUACUUGUCUGGAAUUAUUAAGAAAAUACUGUAUGGGUGAUCGUCCAGUACAAUUUGAAAUUCUCAGUGAUCAGUCAGUCAACUUUGGUUUUAGAUCUAUUCCAGAUGAAAGGUUAUAUCGAAUGUUUGUCAAUAAACAAGUAACAAUGUUGAGACCAAAGGAAGAAGAGAAUAGUUGGUUUAACUUAUUUGUGAUUCAUCAAAACAGAAGUAAACAUGGAGCCUCGAACUACAUUCCUGAACAAUUUUUGGAUGACUUCAUUGAUCUUGUUAUUUGGGGUCAUGAACAUGAGUGUAAAAUAGCACCAACCAAAAAUGAGCAACAACUUUUCUAUGUUUCACAGCCUGGAAGUUCAGUGGUUACUUCUCUUUCCCCAGGAGAAGCUGUAAAAAAACAUGUUGGCUUACUGCGCAUUAAAGGGAGAAAGAUGAAUAUGCAAAAAAUUCCUCUAAAGACAGUACGACAGUUUUUCAUAGAGGAUAUUGUACUUGCUGAUCAUCCAAAUAUUUUUAAUCCAAAUAGUCUUAAAGUAACCCAGGCAAUACAGAAUUUUUGUUUGGAGAAGGUUGAAGAAAUGCUUGAAAAUGCUGAAAGAGAACGUCUGGGAAAUCCUCGGCAGCCAGAGAAACCUCUUAUAAGAUUAAGAGUUGAUUAUACAGGAGGAUUUGAGCCUUUCAGUGUUCUUCGCUUCAGCCAGAAGUUUGUGGAUCGGAUAGCUAAUCCAAAAGAUGUUAUUCAUUUUUUCAGGCAUAGAGAACAAAAGGAAAAAACAGGAGAAGAGAUCAACUUUGGGGAGCUUAUCACUAAACCUCCUUCGGAAGGACCUACCAUAAGGGUAGAAGAUCUUGUGAAGCAGUAUUUUCAGACUGCAGAGAAAAAAUUACAACUUUCCCUUCUAACGGAGCGGGGGAUGGGUGAAGCGGUACAAGAGUUUGUAGACAAAGAAGAGAAGGAUGCUAUAGAGGAGCUGGUAAAAUACCAAUUGGAAAAAACACAGAGAUUUCUUAAAGAACGUCACAUCGAUGCAGCAGAAGAUAAAAUUGAUGAAGAGGUACGUCAUUUCAGAGAGAGCAGAAAAAAGAAUACAAAUGAAGAGGAGGAGGAGGUUCGAGAGGCAAUGAAUAGGGCCAGAGCCCACAGAGCAGAGCCAGAAGACUUAUCUUCAGGAUUUAGUGUUGAUGACCUAAUGAGCAUAGAUAGAGCAGAACAAAUGGCCAAUGAUUCAGAUGAUAGCAUCUCAUCAAUGUCCUACAAAGGAAGAGGCCGAGGAGGGAGAGGCCGAAGAGGCGGAAGAGGACAAAAUUCAGUUAGAGGUGGUGCUCGCCGAGGAAGAGGAAGCACUCAGGAGAUAUCUGUUCGUAGCCGGGGUUCUAAAGCCUUUACAUCUUCACCGACAAAAAACAUGUCUAUCAUUGAUGCCUUUAAGUCUGCACGACAACAACCUACCCGUAGUGCCACCAGUAAGAAUUACUCAGAGAUUAUCGAAGAUGAUGAUUCUGACAUGGAUGAUGACUUUUUUCCCACCACUUCCAAAGUAGAUCAAAAGUUCUCAAGUAUUUCAUCUAGUCGAAAAAGUUCCCAGAACCAGAUAGCUAAAGGAGUUGAUUUUGAAUCAGAUGAGGAUGACGAUCCCUUUAUGAACAUGAAUGCAUCCAGAAGAAGUAGAAGAUAAUUUCUGUUAGCUUUUUGAAUUUAAUGACACUCUGAA